AUGUUCGGUGUGCGAAGACUAUUCGGAGCGGCACCCGCCAAAGAAGAGCCGGAAUUCGAAAAAGCAGUCGAACUCAUAAGCCUCCCAGCUGGUCGGCUGAAUUUAAUUCGGCCAAAGCAUGUCACCAAGGUCGAAAAGGAAUGCAUUUUCUUGGAAGCCGGUCUGAUAAUUCGGCGAACUCCAAGACCAUUUCAUUAUCAAGUGGUCAUUACGAGGUUGGGCGAAGACGAUGAAGAAUCGUCAGAAACUGAGGAUACGCUAGACGACGAUCAUGAAAAGGCCUUUUUGUUGGAGGAGGCGCUCGAUUUCCGAGUGUACGAGACAGUGGAUGAAAGCGAUGAAGAAGAAAGACCUACGAUGGCGUUUUCCUGGCUUGAUCUCACAUCCCCCGGCUUAUCAGAAAGAUUUGAAUUCGUCAUAAGCAGCCAACAUGAAAACUGCUCCGCGCCCGAAAUCGAACGGGUUCAAGAUGCUAUUAUGCAAUGCAUUUGGGAAGGCGAGAAUGGGAAAGAUAGUUCGGAAGCACCAGAUGAAGAUCUACUGGCAAUCAGGCAAGGCUUCAAUUUGCCUUAUCCACAACCAGAGAUCACCUACCCAGUACAACCAUCGAAUCUAUUGCGCGCACCCAGUACUCCUCCAAGUGAUGAAUCGGAUGUUGAACAUUCUACCGACACCACUCUAGAUUAUUCUCAAACCUCGCGCGUAUUCCGCCCACCCAGUCUUCAAAGCGAGCAGUCAGAUGUGGAGAACUCAUUAGAAACUCAAUCCAACUUGGGAACGAAUGUCGAGGAGCAGGAUGGUGACGAUGAUAGCGAUUCCUCUGCUGACGAAAUAGUCAACCAACUCAUGGGCACCACUCUAGCUGAUAAACCUAAGGACCCCCCUUCUCGGGCAAAUUCACAGCCAUCAGCUCCCUCCCCCCAACGGAAGCCAGGCCCGUCAUUCGUAACAGAUCAAGUUUCUCCAGCAAAGGUACAAUCUCCCUCGCCCUCGUCACAGCGCAGUCCUUCCGUCGAAACCACUUCAUCCAGACAUUCUUCCCGCUCGCAAGAAUCGAUAGCCGACGAGGACGUUCAGAUCGCUCCCCACAAUCCGACCAGCCCUAGUGACGAAGCUCUGGCAGAUUCAUCGUCAUUUGACGACGGCCAUCGAGACCUUCAAGCAGAUCAAGACCCACACAGCAUCUCAAUGACUGAUGAUAGAAGCAUGACAUUUACUGGCGAAACCGUCGUAGCUUGGGAAUCGAUUUGUAAUCUUUAUCUAUUCAAGGCCGAUGAAGCGAGGUUUGACAGGUGGGAGACUGGGGCUCUGGCAGAACUUUAUGUAUCGGCCCCCGAUAAUCCCCAAUCUGACAUAUGUUGGCUAACGGUGAAACAACCGGGAGCGAAAGUGAAUGAUGAACGUGUGGUGAUUUCUACCCCCAUAGGGAGUGAACAAAAUCUCAGUUUCAGUGGCGGCAAUAUUCUGUUCCACUACAAGUACGGGGAAGCUGACUACCGAACAUGGGCAUUACGAUUCCCGGGCGACGAAGUCUCGCGUGACCAAUAUACUGCUGCUCAAGAAGCAUUCGCUAAGGCUUUAUACGAUCGAGAUAAUGGCCUAGGUAGUUACGAGGCCCAAGACCGUGCCACAAAAGAAUGGAGUCGUUUGACCUAUGGCGUCCCUGUCGAUGGAGAUUGCUAUGAGGAAGACGACGCACAAUCUGAUGAUACCGAAGAAGAAGUCGAAGAUAGUGAGGAGGAAGAAGAGUACGCAAGUAGCGAUGAUGAUGAUGACGCACAGUUACAAAGAUUCCGAUCCUUGAAUUCCACUAAAAACUCUUGCCAUGCUCUCGGGGCGAAAGAAAACUUGUCCUGCGUUAUCAGGGGUAAUAUGAUGGGGAUAUUUCGGAAUGAGUCCACAAGCGACAAAAAAUUGAAAUUUAUUGCUUCGAUCCCCGACCUGACAACGCUCGAUGGAACAAGAGCCGUUCACCCAACCAAGAUAAUGCUAUAUAUGCAAGAUGACAUUGUGAUUAUCAAAGAUAGGAGUAUCCCAAAUUAUUUAUUCAAGCUCGACCUAGGAGUUGGCAAAAUAGUCGAAGAAUGGGAACUCAAUGACGACCCGCUGACGGAUUUUUUCGCACUAAACAAAUUCAGUGCAAUGGAGAACGAAAGUACCUUGAUAGGGACCUCUCGUAACGAAUUCUUCAAGAUCGACCCGCGAGUCAAUGGCCGUAAGGCCGUGGAUAAGCAAACCCAAACUUACAAGACGAAUGUAGACUUUUCAUGUGGUGUGACUUCCGCCUCUGGAUUCAUCGCACUCGGAUCGGAUACGGGAAUGAUUAGAUUAUUCGACCCUAACAUUGGCAAGAAAGCUAAGACUUUACUGCCUGAAGUGAGGGAUGCAAUCAAGCAUCUUGAUGUCACUAACAACGGAAGAUAUCUCGUCGCUACUUGUGAAAAGUAUUUGCUACUCUAUGAUUGCCAAAUGAAGAGCGGUAAAUUGGGAUUCGAAAAAAGCUUUCCGAAGGCUGAGAAACCCGCAGGGAUAAGAAUCGAGCUUACCCCGGAACAUCGAGGGCGGAUUAUUCACGAGAAGAUUCCAUACUGUUUCAAUCAAGCAAAGUUCAAUCAAGGCGAUGGAGAAGUAGAAAGGAAGAUUAUUACCGCAAUGGGUCCUUAUAUCAUUGAAUUCGAUCUGAAGUCGAUCUUGGAUAAGAGCAGAAGGACUCAAUAUGUCCUCAAAAGGUAUCAGGAACGCGUCGUUGCCGAUAACUUCCGGUGGGGCGAUGCUAAAGAAAUUGUUGUUACUCUUGAAAGUGAUGUGCUCAUGGAGAAACACAAUAGAUUGUUGAAGCCGAGUCGACAAUCUAUCGUCGGACUGGAGCCUAUCCAGCCAUCAUCUAGUCGAAUCCGAACCGGCGGUUCUACCUUGGGCAUUGUUCAAGAAUGGGAGGGUUGA
Molecule: messenger RNA, 2943 nt
Organism: Puccinia triticina
Lineage: Eukaryota; Fungi; Basidiomycota; Pucciniomycetes; Pucciniales; Pucciniaceae
Exons: 14
Coding region: 1-2943 (980 amino acids)
Cellular component (GO): cytoplasm; nucleus
Molecular function (GO): protein binding
Source: RefSeq, a predicted model, not a curated record